UUUAAAGUUGCUCAUUGAAUGUGAAAUGGGUCUCGUAUGUCAUACGUCAGUAUACUGUCACUUUGCACCACGUUUUCACGUCCUUUUUCACCGAACUACGAGUCGGCUGCUAAUUAGCCAUGCAGAUUUUCGUCAAAACAUUAACGGGUAAGACCAUCACCCUAGAGGUCGAGCCUUCGGAUACUAUCGAAAAUGUCAAAGCCAAGAUCCAAGACAAGGAGGGCAUUCCACCAGAUCAGCAACGUUUGAUCUUCGCUGGCAAGCAAUUGGAAGAUGGACGUACCUUGAGCGACUACAACAUCCAAAAGGAAUCUACCCUUCACUUGGUAUUGCGUCUCCGUGGUGGCGCCAAGAAACGCAAAAAGAAGAAUUACUCCACACCCAAGAAGAUCAAGCACAAGCGCAAGAAGGUCAAACUCGCUGUCUUGAAAUACUACAAGGUUGACGAGAAUGGUAAAAUCCACCGUCUCCGUCGUGAAUGCCCCGCUGAGAGCUGCGGAGCUGGUGUCUUCAUGGCUGCCCACGAAAACCGUCACUACUGUGGCAAAUGUCAUUUGACCUACGUAUUCUCUAAGCAAGAUGAGAAAUAAAUAAUUGAGCAUUCAUUACUUUGAAUAAAUGGAGUAAGAAUAAGAAAUUAUACACGGCUUGA
This is a messenger RNA of Culicoides brevitarsis, 652 nucleotides long. It is a transcript of the gene RpS27A, whose product is annotated as ubiquitin-ribosomal protein eS31 fusion protein. Lineage: Eukaryota; Metazoa; Arthropoda; Insecta; Diptera; Ceratopogonidae. The transcript has 3 exons. Gene Ontology annotation, biological process: protein ubiquitination; modification-dependent protein catabolic process; translation. Bases 120 to 590 code for a protein of 156 amino acids. Gene Ontology annotation, molecular function: protein tag activity; structural constituent of ribosome; ubiquitin protein ligase binding. Gene Ontology annotation, cellular component: nucleus; ribosome; cytoplasm. The record is from RefSeq and is a predicted model, not a curated record.